AUGGAAUAUUUUGGAGUGAAAAGCAGGCAGCUGCAUACAUAUAACGUGUCAUUCCUCUUUUUAAGUAGUGGACGAAUACAUAUAUAUACAUACGUAGAAGGAGAAGAAGGAGAAGGAGAAGAAGAAGAAGAAGUAGAAGUAGAAGAAGAAGGAGAAGUAGAAGAAAAAGAAGAAGAAGAAGAAGAAGAAGAAAGAAAGAAAGAAAGCGUUGUCUUAAGCCUGCUUUCAUAUCCUAUUCACAUCAGAAGAACAAUUGAAAAUGAAGGCCGUAAUAUUAUGCCUCGCUAUUAUGCUCUCUUACGCUCUACUGGUAGCAGCAAACGUCAAUACAACUGAUAGCAACGUAACAAUGUUUACUACACAAGGAAUGGAUGGGAAUAUGACAACUCAAAUUCCAGAAACUACCACUUCAGGAUAUUCGAUUGUUAUACCUUCAGUUUUGUUUGUCGGAGCAGCGAAUUUAUUACAGCGAUUUUUCUGAAUGAUUACUUUCAAUCAAUAAUAUUUGCAAUAUAAUUUUUUAUAUAAAUGUCUUGAAACAAUAUAAAUAAAAUCUUUGAUAAUUGUAUCACGAAUUUAAAUCUGUCUUCAUAUGUUCAAUGAUUAUACUACGAUUGAUGCCGAAAAAAAAUAACAGAGGAUGAAUAAUGAAAUUGAAUUUGCUAUCGGGUUUGGAGGAGCCGAAUAUAAAAAUGAAGAACAAACAAAACAAAGAGCAAAGACAAAAAAGAAGAAAAAUUCAAAAGUUGUGAAAUGGUGUAUUCCUGUAAUGAAUCCAGACCCAGAAUGAAGUAAAUUCCGGCAAAACCAUCAGAAAAUAAUAUGCUUACUCAAGUGUAAUUUGUUUAAAUAAAUAAUAUCAUUCUGACAUAAAAUAAAAAUAUUUAUUUAUUUAUUUCUCAUCAUGUGGUGAUAACUUUGUCGAUGGAGCUUGAGACAAUUUAAAAAAUUUUUUAUGUGACUUUGAGUCCACUGGUCAAGGUGUAAGAUGCUCAAAUUGCCUCCUCUUUCUCAGUAUUCACCAUGUUGAUGUAUAAUCAAAGGCAAUCUAUCAGUGGCCAUGAUGUCUAUUUUUUAAAAUUCUGACAUGGAUUAAGAAAUAAAAUUAUGUAUAAAAUC
This is a messenger RNA of Octopus bimaculoides (California two-spot octopus), 1119 nucleotides long. RefSeq lists its product as uncharacterized. The record is from RefSeq and is a predicted model, not a curated record. Lineage: Eukaryota; Metazoa; Mollusca; Cephalopoda; Octopoda; Octopodidae.